AUGGCUCACGAAAUUUCUGAUGAUGCAACAUCUUUGCUCAAGACAUCAUCGAUAUUAGAUCAGGAACUGGAGUUCAAAUAUGCGGUGGAGGUUCAAGGGUGUGAUAUUGAUACGAUCAUUCACGUGAAUGGUAGGACAAUUGGGGCAUAUGAGGUGAAGAAGCUAAAUAGGACACCCUUAAUGCUUGCUGCAAUGUUUGGUAGUAUAAAAGUUGCAACAUAUAUUCUCGUGUAUCAUAAGGUUGAUAUAAACAGGUCUGUUGAUACAGAUGGACUAACUGUCCUAGACUGCGCUUAUUGUUAUGAGCCUUCCAUGGAGAUUAUUAACCUACUAGUAUCAUAUGGUGCUGAGGCAAAUUUUAAUUGGGAUCCAUUGAAUAGGGUGGUAAUUGAGGAUGAAGAUAUUAGAAAACGAUAUGAUGAUGCAUCUUCUACCGAUGGUUGGGUUAAUCAGACGAAUGAUUUCAUGAUAAACGAGUACAGAACCAAUGCAUGUCGUAAAAUGUACAUACAUCAGUCCUGGCCCUGUGAGUGCCCUGACUAUCACCCGAAUGAUCAUCAGACCAAAAGAAGGGACUUACGUAAGCAUUAUUACAUGGCCGUCAGUUGUCUGGACUUUCAAAUGGGGUACAACAACUUCCCUCUAGGGUCUGAAUGUAGAAAAGCACAUGGAAAUUUUGAGGCUGAUCAUUAUAAUCAAGCUAAUGCUUCCAGGGUUCAUUCUAAUCGAGCUAAUAUUUUAGCCAAUGACACGGCUCAGGCUUCAGGGGCUCACUCUUCAUCAACUUCAGUGCCUCCCUUUGACGAUGGAAGGAACCCUUGUGGCGUAUUGAACCCGAGUAUACAAGGAGGACAAAACAACCAGAGGAGUUCAAAGCAACAUUAA
Messenger RNA from Ilex paraguariensis (yerba mate), 885 nucleotides. The record is from the annotation of a GenBank genome assembly. NCBI's taxonomy places the organism in Eukaryota, Viridiplantae, Streptophyta, Magnoliopsida, Aquifoliales, Aquifoliaceae.